Messenger RNA from Physcomitrium patens, 1073 nucleotides. RefSeq lists its product as uncharacterized. Lineage: Eukaryota; Viridiplantae; Streptophyta; Bryopsida; Funariales; Funariaceae. Gene Ontology annotation, molecular function: copper ion binding. The record is from RefSeq and is a predicted model, not a curated record.
UUUACACAGUUCCAUAGAAUAGAGUUUGCUAAUCCACACCAACAACCGAGGCGCACGGCGCCGACUCGUCGGCACACGCAGAUCGAUUCCGCAGAUGCUUGCCGACCUAGCAGCAUUGCACGAGUCGAUUGAGCAACGGAGUGGGACGCUAUAGCCACCGCAAGUAGACCCACGACGGUGGGUUCGAUCAGAAAAGCUGAAGAUUGGACCAGUUGCUGCGGACAAUGGUGGGUUUUUUGUUCGAGGUGUGCGUGGAUUCGCUUCACGGGGCCUUGGAAGCGCAGAGAGGAGGCGCAGGCCGAAUCGAGCUCUGCAGCAAUCUGGAUGUGGGUGGGUUAACGCCGAGCUACGGAUUGAUGAAGCUCGUGAGGAAGCGAAUUCAGGUUCCCGUCCAUGUACUCAUUCGGCCGCGAGCUGGGGACUUCGUGUACUCGGAACUGGAGGUGGAGAUCAUGGUUGCCGACAUCGGGGCGGUGGGGGAAUUAGGGUUACAAGGAGUAGCGAUCGGGGUGCUGACCGAGACGCACGAGAUCGACAUGAAAGUGAUGCGUGUCCUGCUGGACGAGUGCCGUCGCUACAAUCUCUCGGUCACCUUCCACCGCGCCUUCGAUUGCGUGCGCGCACCCUUGGAAGCGAUCAAGAUGGUGCAGUAUCUGGGGGACGUGUCGCGCGUUUUGACGUCGGGGCAGCAGCCGACGGCGGUGGAGGGGCUGCUUCUUCUGGGCGCGUUGAUGCAGGAGGCAGGGUCGAACGUUCUAAUUCUGCCCGGUGCUGGGAUCACGGAGGAGAAUGCGGCGCACAUCGCCAGUGAGCUGGGCGCAAUUGAGUUGCAUGGUAGCGUGCGCAAGGAGCUGGCCGUUUGUGCAUCGACCAACCUCCUUCCGGGUGACAAAAAUCGUGUGAUUUGGACAGUGGACGUAAAGAAGCUUCACACCAUUUACCACCGGUGUAGAACUUCUCUGAAAGUGGAUGACCUAUGUACUCGCGAUCCUCCCGAGGAGGACAAUUGUUAAUAUAGUGUUAAUAUAAUGCAAUUGUUAAUACAGUUUUUGCUCAAACUGGGUUUUCCCAAC